AUGCCACCUAAAAGGAGGAAACUUUUGGGACGGCGCACGGCAGCUGCCUUCGCUGCUAGAGCAGCGAGGGCGAGUGAAACCCCUGAACAGACUUCUUUACGUCUUUCACGGAUGGCCUCGAGCUCAGCUGCUCGCUUAUCCAUGGAAAGCGCCGCUGCGCGGACUGAAAGGUUGGCUUCAGCGGCUUCAACUAUGUCCGCACGCCGCGCCAGCCUUUCAAUUAAAGAACGUUCACUUCAGAAUUCACAGGAAGCAGUCCGCGUGGCUAGGCUGAGGGCUUCACAGUCUCCAGCACAGAAAACCCUUCAUAGUUUGCGGGAUGUCACCGCCAAAGCUUACUCCAGGGGUUUAGAAAGCUCCGAACAAACAACAACACGUCGUCUUAGGAAUACUAGGGCUACAGCCGCCGCUAGAGCUUCGGAACAACCCCAAGAAACCGCCCAUCGUCGCUUUAGAAAUGCCCGCUCCACGGCGUCUGCCAGAACCUUAAAAAGCCCUGCACAGACCACUGUUCGUCGCGUUAGAAAUGCCCUCUCCACUGCAUCUGCUACAGCCCUAGAAAGCCCUGAACAGACCACUGUUCGUCGCGUUAGAAAUGCCAGAUCUACUGCGUCUGCAGAAAACUCUGAAGUACGCCGUCAACGGCUCGAAAACAUUAGCAUUUCGAGCUUUUUUGAAUGGCAUAACUUCGCCGUCUGCGUCAUUUUGGUCAAAUGCCACAUACAAUUAUGUAUGCACUGUCAAUUAUUCCGCUAG
Acanthosepion pharaonis is the source of this 756-nucleotide messenger RNA. NCBI's taxonomy places the organism in Eukaryota, Metazoa, Mollusca, Cephalopoda, Sepiida, Sepiidae. The record is from the annotation of a GenBank genome assembly.